AAAAAUUGCUUCAACCCAACAAGAAGAAGAAAAACCUAAGAUUCUCUCUCGUCAUCGUUUCUGGUUUCUUACCUUCUGCUGGUUCAAACUCUAGACACAGUUUGAGCCGCGUACGCUAUUCUCAGCGAAGAGAAGAAUAAAAUGGCAGAAGAGGAAUCAAAGCCUCUGAACUAUAUUCCAGAGGUUAUAUUAAAGAAGAGGAAAAGCGGCGAAGCAUGGGCUUUAAGGAAAAAGGAGCAAUUCCAGCAGAAAAAUUUCCAGUCCAAGAAGUCCAAGGACUUCAUCAAGAAGCCCGAGGAUUUCGUUUUUGAAUAUCGCAAUAGGGAGGUGGAUCUUAUAAGGAUGAAACGGAGGGUCAAGAGGAAACUACCAGAACUAUUGACCACAAACUCCAAGCCCUUAAUAAUCAUUCGGAUACAGGGGAAAAGAGACAUGCAUCCGAAAACCAGAAAGGUCCUGUACAGCUUGGGGUUGAGAAGAAUAUUCAGUGCUGUCUUUGUGAAGCCAACUGAGGGGGUAAUGGCUAAGCUGCAGAGAGUGGAACCAUAUGUUACCUAUGGGUAA
This is a messenger RNA of Gastrolobium bilobum, 564 nucleotides long. Its product is annotated as large ribosomal subunit protein uL30z-like. The record is from RefSeq and is a predicted model, not a curated record. The transcript is spliced from 4 exons. Gene Ontology annotation, biological process: maturation of LSU-rRNA from tricistronic rRNA transcript (SSU-rRNA, 5.8S rRNA, LSU-rRNA). Gene Ontology annotation, molecular function: structural constituent of ribosome; RNA binding. Lineage: Eukaryota; Viridiplantae; Streptophyta; Magnoliopsida; Fabales; Fabaceae. Bases 142 to 564 code for a protein of 140 amino acids. Gene Ontology annotation, cellular component: cytosolic large ribosomal subunit.